Protobothrops mucrosquamatus (brown spotted pit viper) is the source of this 2382-nucleotide messenger RNA. Its product is annotated as vomeronasal type-2 receptor 26-like. The transcript has 6 exons. Gene Ontology annotation, molecular function: G protein-coupled receptor activity. Lineage: Eukaryota; Metazoa; Chordata; Lepidosauria; Squamata; Viperidae. Gene Ontology annotation, biological process: G protein-coupled receptor signaling pathway. The record is from RefSeq and is a predicted model, not a curated record. Gene Ontology annotation, cellular component: membrane. Bases 1 to 2382 code for a protein of 793 amino acids.
AUGAGGGAAGGAGAUGUGAAGUACUGGAAAAUUCUGUCCUUCCUUUUUGCCAUUCAGGAGAUCAACCAAGAUUCCCACCUCUUACCCAACCUCACUUUGGGAUAUGACCUCCAAGACAACUUUAGAAACAGACGAAUGACUUUGGAUGGUCUGUUGGACCUGCUUUCAACUGGAGAGGCCAAUGUUCCCAACUACAGUUGUGGAAGGAAGAAAAACAUGCUGGUUCUCCUAGAAGAAGCUGAUUCUGAUAUAUCCAUUCACAUUGCUGCUAUAUUGGGCAUAUACAAAAUAGCACAGAUCAGCUACACUUUUACUUCACCAUCCAUGAAUGAUAAAACUCAGUUUCCUUUUUUCUCCCGGACCGUCCCCAAAGAAGGUUCUCAAUAUUGGGGCAUUAUUAAAUUGCUCCAAUACUUUCGAUGGACGUUCACUGGGGUCUUUGCUGCAGCCACUGAUAACGGAGAACAUUUCAUCAAGACUUUCACUCCUGUGCUGGCACAGAACGGCAUUUGUGUUGUUUUUGCGCAACCCGCCUUACUGAACACCAAGAAUUUUGACUAUCUGAUUUCUGUUUUCCACAAAUGGAGGCAAAUCAAUGUAUUUGUCUACUAUGCAGAAUUUACAUCUUUCUUAGAUGGAAUAAUUAUUACUGAUUAUAUAUUUAAGCUUUUGGGGAAACCUGUUCUAGGGAAAGUGUGGAUCACAACAGCUUUAUGGGACCUCACUAUGGAGAUAAUAUAUAGUGAUAUUCCUUUCAGAUAUACCCGAAGUAUUUUUUCUUUUCUUAUCCAGACAAAGAAAAUGAACAGAUAUGAUGGUUUUAAAUAUUUCUACCGUCUUAUGAGGCAACUCACUCAUAAACAUUUUCAUUGUUCAUAUGCCAAGUCAGCCUUGUCUGUGAAAGGCCAGACAAGGUGUUCAGAGAAAGAGAACUUGGAGACUGCACCUCAAGAGAAGAUUGAAAGGAUCUUCUCUCUAGACAAUUCCUUAACUUACAAUGCCAUCUGGACAGUGGCACAUGCCUUAAAUGCGGCCUAUUCCUCCCAAUCCCCAAGGACAAUAAUGGAGAGAAAAGAUAAGUUGGAAGUUCAAAAGCUUCAGCCAUGGCAGCUCCACCCUUUCCUGAAGAACCCCCAGAUCUACAAUAACACCAUGGAAGGAAUGUAUGCAGAUGGAAAUGGAAAUUUGAUAGCUGACUUUGACAUCCUGAGCUGGGUGUGGUUUCCUAAUAGGUCAGCCACUAGAAUGAAAUUUGGAAGUCUAGCAAGAGAGGAAUCUGCCAGAGUCAAAUUCAGCAUCAACAAGGAAGCCAUGGUGUGGUCCCAAUGGAACAACCAGCUCUGGCCUUACUCCCGGUGUGUGGAGGCUUGUCAGCCUGGAUACUACAAGGUGGUCCAGGAGGGAAAACCAAGUUGCUGUUAUGACUGCAUCCCCUGUGCAGAAGGGAGCAUCUCCACUCAAGAAGAUGCAGACCACUGCACCAGAUGUCCAGAAGAUCAACAUCAGAACAAGAACCGAGAUCAAUGUAUCCCCAAAAUCAUCACCUAUUUGUCCUAUCAGGAGAAUUUGGGGGUCAUCCUUACCUCCUUUGCCGUCUUCCUAAUCUUAACCUCAAGUUUUGUCUUGGGAAUCUUCAAUAAAUAUGGAGAAACUCCCAUUGUCAAGGCCAACAACCAGGAUCUCUCCUAUGUUCUCCUGGUCUCCCUACUGCUUUCUUUCUGCAUCUCCUUCCUUUUCAUUGGUCAGCCAAGGAGAGCCACUUGCCUUCUUCGACAAACAGUCUUCAGCAUCAUCUUCUCAAUUGCCGUCUCUUCUGUCUUGGCCAAAACGAUCAUGGUGGUGCUGGCUUUCCUAGCCACAAAGCCAGGGAACAGAGUGAGGAGAUGGUUGGGGAAAGGUUUGGCCAAUUCCAUCGUCCUUUCCUGUUCUAGCAUCCAGGUCAUUCUUUGUUCCAUCUGGUUAGGAGUCUUUCCCCCAUUCCCUGGUUCUGACAUGCAUUCACAGUCUGGAGAGAUCAUUCUGCAAUGCAAUGAAGGCUCCACUGUCAUGUUUUACUGUGCUCUCACCUACAUGGGCUUCCUGGCCACCAUCUGCUUCAUGGUGGCUUUCCUAGCCAGGAACCUUCCUGGGGCCUUCAAUGAAGCCAAGCUGAUCACCUUCAGCAUGCUAGUCUUCUGCAGUGUCUGGAUAUCCUUUGUACCCACCUACUUGAGCACCAAGGGGAAAUACAUGGUGGCUGUGCAGGUCUUCUCCAUCUUGGCUUCCAGUGCUGGCCUGCUGGGAUGUAUCUUCAUCCCCAAAUGCUACAUUAUUUUACUAAGACCAGAUCUAAAUACAAAAGAGCAGCUAAUAUUGAAAAAUGAAAUAGGAAGCCAAUUCUGA